Hydractinia symbiolongicarpus is the source of this 3389-nucleotide messenger RNA. RefSeq names its product dystroglycan 1-like. The transcript is spliced from 3 exons. Gene Ontology annotation, molecular function: laminin binding; calcium ion binding. The coding region runs from base 134 to 2314 and encodes 726 amino acids. Gene Ontology annotation, cellular component: dystroglycan complex; sarcolemma; dystrophin-associated glycoprotein complex. The record is from RefSeq and is a predicted model, not a curated record. Gene Ontology annotation, biological process: morphogenesis of an epithelium; axon guidance; muscle attachment. NCBI's taxonomy places the organism in Eukaryota, Metazoa, Cnidaria, Hydrozoa, Anthoathecata, Hydractiniidae.
AUUUAAUAAGAGCACACUUACAGCCUGAAUAGACAGUUCUUUUCAUUGCUUAAGAUUGUUGUUGUUGAUGGUUUUUGACUUCAUUCUGCUUUAACUGAAAGACACGCUAUUAUUUAUUAUCCAUUGCAAAGACAUGUAUACAAAACUUUUAGUAUUGUUGCUUUGUUUAUAUGCAGUUAGGACUGCUGAACUAGUUCCUAGUUGGAAAGUCCUCCAAGAGAAACUCCAUGAGAAAGUGGAAGAAAUUUUUAAUAAUGAUAGAACUGGUAGCUAUAUAAAAAUAAAAACUGGUAAAUUUUUUCGUUACAGAUUGCCCGGCUCAGGUUAUGAGGCUGUGGAAGCUGGUAGUGAUAAAUUGCCAAAUUGGCUAUCUCUGAAUUCUAAAAAUAACAAAUUACAAGGAAUACCAAAUGAUUUAGAUGUUCAGACGGGUUUAAAAAUAGAAUUUAGAAGAAAGGAUAAAAAUGCUAUUGAUGGUAUCACAGAGCAUAAAUAUCUGCAUCUUGAUGUUGUAAGGAAUGUUGAUCCAUUUAUUUGCCCACAUAAAACUAUCACGGUUGCGUCCAUUGUUUUUCAUGAUAAUUUGAACGACUACUCACCAGAAAGACUUGUUAAACAUCUGAGAGUGUUCUCUAACCAACUGGAUUUAAGUAUUCAUGAUUUAUACUUGGAAAAUGGUGACAGAUCUGAAUCUGAUACACUACUGAGUUCGAUGCUUCGAAUGGCUGGUCCUGGUGAUAAGACUAAGGGUGAAAAGACUGGCUAUACCGUAUCAUGGUUGUUAAAAUGCGGGUAUGAUUUAGCUGGUGAUUCAACGGUUGCAACUUUACGUGAUCUAACAGUGAAGGAGGACUUCAAAAAGACAUUCAAGGUUCCUGUUGUUGGCUGGUUUAUCACAUCAACAAAAUCAAAUCGAGCUCGGCGUGCUCUUGGUCGCUCUGCAGGUGUAAAUCCUACCCCAAGCCUUGGUGGUACUCCUACGCUUGGUCCUUCGCCAUCUGCUGUAAAGCCAUCUCCGACAAAGUCUGUUACUAUGAAAAUGACGUCUAUUCCACCAACUAUGCCACCUGUUGUGACAACAGAAGCAACAACAACAACAACAGAAAAGGUUACCACGACAACAACUGAAGCCACAACAGAGAGUACAACAGAAAGCACGUCUUCAGACCCAACAACUCAAACCAUAACUAAAGAAGUUACAAGUGGAUCUACAAAACAACCUACCAUGCCUAAAAAUCGUGGUCCAGUGUUACAGGCUGGACUUGGUACCAUUUCUGUUUAUCAUGGACAAGCAAUAAAUUUUGAGUUGCCCGUGAAUAUGUUUUACGAUCCAGAUGGCGACGAAUUGAACAUUACUUUUACGUACAACAUAAAUGGUGUAAAAGGUGAGAUACCAGUGCCAUCCACGCAUUGGAUCAUAUAUAGCAACAAACACUUUUACAUGCUGCCAGGAAAAGGUCAAAUAGGCAAGCACUAUUACACCCUGACUGCGACUGAUCCUUCAGGUGCUAAAAUUAAUGAUGUGUUUAAAGUCAAGGUGAUGGAAGAUUCAAACUUUUAUAACAACGUGUUCAAUGCUACACUCGAACUCGAUUAUAGCGAUUACAAUAACAGUGUCAAACAUCGUGUGAUGCUUGUGCAAGACCUUGGGAAAGCCAUGAGUGUGAAUUCCGUCGAGUAUUCCUAUAAAAGCCUUCGAAAUUUAAAAUUCAAACCAGGUUCUGUUGUUGUUCAGUGGGGUGUAGAUAGCAACAGUCUGAAAGAGUGCAACAAUGUCGAAGUGCAAAGCUACUUUAAAUUACUGAAAAGCUCAGAGUUUAAAGAUGCCAUGGCUACCACUGCUAUCGUGACUGAUGUCGGUUUUGUUGAAGAAAAGGAAUGUGUUGGAGUAGUGCCUGUUCCGCUCGAGGACGAUGACAAUUUGUUCACGCGCAUCCUUAUCCCUGUCAUUGUAAUUCUUAUUAUCCUGUUGAUCAUAGCCAUCAUCCUCUGUUGCGUCUACCGUCGUAAACGAAAGUACGAGCCUCAGUCAGGUCAGGACGACAGUUAUUUAGAUAAAAAGAAGCCUGUUAUUUUCCUAGAAGAAUACGACGAGAAGCCGGAUUUCGUUAGUUUGCAGCCAUUAAUUCUUCCUCACGAGAAACCGCCAGCUUCAAACUCAUACGAGCCCAGAGCAGGGACUCCAGAUGGGCCAGAGUCGUCCACAUCUGUUUCCACAGAAAGCGAUGAAAGAGCACCACUUGCCCCGCAGUCGCCCAAGGACAGUCAAAGGAAGGCUUAUAACGCCCCUCCGCCCUAUUCUGCUCACCAAUAAUGUUAUUUAGUAAUUAGAAAAGAAGCUAGUAUUAAUUCUUAUAAUGACUCGCUGCAAUGGGUUUCUGAAAAUAAACUUUAGUAGCCACCCUGUUUUUGCGAUCUGGGGCGUGUUUACGUUAUUGAGAAUCGUGAUAUAGAUAUAAACUGCAGAGCUAAGAAGCUAAUACGUCUUUAAAGGCGUUCACGUGUAAACUAUAAUUGCUGUCGUGUUUAGCUAUAAGUUUCUAUUUUCGGGUUGAAUACGUUUUUACUUAUUUGUCGUAGUCAAUCCAUGCGCAUUCUUGUAGCAAUAUUGACUGGCUAAAAUUAAUAUGACGUCACAAGAAAAACAUAUCUUUUGUUAGAGUAAAAAUGUUGGAUUAAUGUUAGUCAAAACUAGUUUGUUUUUUUCUAUAUAUUUUUAUAAUAUUUAAAAUUUGGUUGAAAUUUAAUUUUAUUUGUCAACAUUUAUUUUUUUAUUAUUUUUAUAUGCCUUUACUAUCCCCUUUUCUCUCUUCCUUUUUUUCAUAGCGUCGAUUUUUAAACCAUUUUGGCCAUUAACAACUAAAAAAAUGUUAACAAACGUGAAUCACCGAAAGAUGUUUUAUUUCUUUAUUUCUGUUAGCUUGUCAAAUUAUCUUAUUGUCCAAAAAACCCUGAUAAAAUGUCUAAUGGGUAGUGUGGACAUGUGACACCAUCACUAGCUCUGACUUGUGACACCAUCACUAGCUCACCAGGACUUCGUUUCUUGUGUGCUUAACGCUAAGAACAACUUACAUACAUGCUUUUCGGACAUCGAUUAGCAUAUGUCGUUUAUAUUUAUAUUAUUACUCAUUGUUUUUGUGGUUUUUGUGUUUUAUUUGAUUUGAUCAUGUUACACAUCAAUUUAUACAGCUUGAGGAAAGAUACGCUUACGCCCUCUAUAUUUACAUUAUGAGUUUUGAACCUGUGAAAGUCUUUUACAACAGGCUGGACAAGAUUAUUUUUGCUUUUUGCUUUUCUUGUUUUUUUUGCUUUUUUUUCUAUCUGUACAUUAUUAGUUUGUAUUUUGUACAUAUAAACGUUGUAAAAAGUGUAAACAUGUUUUUUUGUCA